Linum tenue is the source of this 846-nucleotide messenger RNA. NCBI's taxonomy places the organism in Eukaryota, Viridiplantae, Streptophyta, Magnoliopsida, Malpighiales, Linaceae. The record is from the annotation of a GenBank genome assembly.
CUCUGCACCCGCUUUUCAAUUUCCGUCGCCUCAGUAGCAACUAGCAAGUAGCAAGCAAUCGCAACUUCUCCCGUCCAAGACCUCCGAGUAUCCGCACUCAAGCUCCGCCGUGCAAUGGGAGAUCCCUCCGGCUCUCCUCUUGCCGACACGAAAGGCCCCAUCACUCACGUGAUCUUCGACAUGGACGGCCUCUUGCUGGAUACGGAGAACUUCUACACGGAAGUCCAGGAGGUCAUACUUGCGAGAUAUGGCAAAACAUUCGAUUGGAAUCUGAAGCCAAAAAUGAUGGGGAAGAAAGCAAUAGAGGCAGCUCGUGUGUUCGUGGAGGAAACUGGGAUCAGUGAUACUCUCUCAGCUGAGGACUUUCUCGCUGAAAGAGAGGCCAUGUUGAAGAGUAUGUUCCCCAAUAGUGAGCUUAUGCCAGGAGCUAGUCGUUUGAUCAAGCAUCUCCACGCGAAAGGAAUCCCAAUUUGUGUAGCAACUGGGUCCCAUACUCGUCAUUUUGAACUGAAGACAACAAAGCACAGGGAGCUUUUCUCUUUGAUGCAUCACAUUGUUCGAGGAGAUGAUCCAGAAGUUAAACAAGGAAAGCCGUCACCAGAUAUUUUCCUUGCUGCAUCAAGGAGAUUUGAGAAUGGGCCUGUUGACCCCAAGAAUGUUCUUGUGUUUGAAGAUGCUCCUUCAGGCGUUCUUGCUGCUAAGAAUGCUGGAAUGUAUGCAGUAAUGGUUCCUGAUCCAAGGCUCGAUGCCUCUCAUCAUGCUGCUGCAGAUCAAGUUAUAAGCUCCUUAUUGGAUUUCAAUCCACAGCCUUGGGGCCUGCCUGCUUUUGAAGAUGGGGAGACUUAG